This is a messenger RNA of Trichoderma breve, 2784 nucleotides long. Its product is annotated as WSC domain-containing protein. The transcript has 2 exons. Gene Ontology annotation, biological process: response to oxidative stress. Bases 1 to 2784 code for a protein of 927 amino acids. Gene Ontology annotation, molecular function: peroxidase activity; heme binding. Lineage: Eukaryota; Fungi; Ascomycota; Sordariomycetes; Hypocreales; Hypocreaceae. The record is from RefSeq and is a predicted model, not a curated record.
AUGAAGUCAACAGCUGCCUUGGUGGGCCUCCUCGGCCUGGCUGGCUCAGCCCUGGCUGAUCCCACAUGGCCCAACGCAGUCGACGAGAUUGAGGAGAUCAUGACCCAGCUCCAGUCGUUCCGCGCCCGUAAAUUCGCCGACACCGUGAACCCAUGCUCCAACGAAGCCUCGGGGCCCGGCCGGCAGAACGCCGCUGAGUGGCUCCGGGUCGGCUUCCACGACAUGUCCACUGCCAACAUCAACUUCGGCAUUGGUGGUCUGGAUGCCUCGCUCCAGUACGAGCUGGACGAUGGCGAAAACACCGGGCCUGGCCACAAGACGACGCUCGAAUUCAUGGCUCCCUAUCUCUCUCCCCGGUCCAGCUUGGCUGACCUUAUCGCCCUGGGCGUCUACACAUCUGUCCGCUCUUGCGGCGGUCCUGCUGUGCCAAUUCGUGUUGGCCGUAUCGAUGCCACCGGCAAGGGACCUACAGGCGUUCCCCAGCCCCAAAACUCUGUCUUCACCUUUCAGCAGCAGUUUCAGCGCAUGGGCUUCAGCACUCAGGAAAUGAUCCAAGUCACCGCCUGUGGUCACACUCUUGGUGGCGUCCACAACACUGAGUUCCCCGAUAUCGUUCCCGCCGGAACUGGACUCCAGGGCGAGGCUGGUCUCGACAGCUCCGACGCCGUCUUCGAUAACAAGGUCGUGACUGAGUAUCUCUCCGGAGAGACCCAGAACCCUCUUGUUGUCGGCCCAUCCGUCAAGAUUAGCAAAAACUCCGACUUCAAGGUUUUCAAUUCUGAUAACAACGCGACCAUGGAGGCCUUGGCCGAUGCCGAUACCUUUACCUCUGUCUGCAAGACUGUCCUGCAAAAGAUGAUUGAGGUUGUCCCUCCGGGCGUCACUUUUUCCGACCCAAUUGUGCCUUACAACAUCAAGCCGGUCAACUUGCAGCUGACUCUUGCCAAUGGCGGCACCACUCUCCAGUUUACGGGCUUUAUCCGUGUCAAGACUACCGGCCUUGCCAAGGCCAGCAUACCCAGCGUAACCCUCACUUACAAGAACCGCAAGGGCACCACCGACUGCGGCCUCAGCUCUUGUGUCAUCACCGCAACUCGUCAGGGCACCAGCCAAGGCUUUGAUGAUACCUUUGACUUCUUCCCCUUCACGGCCAACAUCCUUGCUUCUUCGGGCAUCUCAUCCUUCACCGUCACUGUCAACAAUGCCGACGGUACCAAGGACAUCUACGACAACAACGGAAAUGAGUAUCCUGUCCAGGAUGCCAUCAUCUUCCAGGCUCCCCAGAGCUGUGUGCUAGGAUCUUCGGGUGCUCUGACUGCUGUCGCUGCCGUCCGCAACGAUCGCCUCAGCCAGGGUGCGCAAGCUAAAAUCUGGUUCAAGACUCCCCAGACCACCAGCCCCGUUCCUCUGUUGCAGAGCACCACCGUCGACCUCCAGAAGGGCCAGUGUGUUGGAUCCUACACUUUGUUCAACAUCGACACCACCAUCCAGGGUGGUCUGGCCUACCAGGGAUAUGUCGAUGUCAUCAACGGUGACCAGUCUGACAGCUUCAAGUCCCUCGCCAACAUUGGCGGUACUUGCCGUGACUUUGCCAGCCCAGCCGCCUGCAACGGAGGAGAUGAGGGAUCCGGUGGCACAACGGGCCUCCCAACCAUCCCAGCCACUACCACCGAUGCCGUGCCAACUACUUCCGAGUCUGCUACCAGUGAGCCCGCGACCAGCGAGCCUGCCACCAGUGAACCUGCUACUAGCAACCCCGUUACCACUGCGCCUCCGACAACAACGGCGCCUCCGACAACUACUGCAGUUCCCACUCCUACUCACAAGCCUUCAGUCGAUGGUUACGUCCUUGUUUCUUGCUGGACCGAAGGCGAUGGCGUUCGUGCGCUUGCUGGCAGCGCCUAUGCCAAUGACACUAUGACUCUGGAAACCUGCAGAGACUUUUGCAGCAGCUAUGUCUACUGGGGUACCGAGUAUGGCCGCGAAUGUUAUUGCGGUAACACGCUUGCCAAGAGCAGUGAGGCAGCCCCCAUUGAUCAGUGCAACAUGGUUUGCGGUGGUGAUGGUAGUGAAUUCUGUGGUGCCGGCAACCGUCUUGAGCUGUACUCAACCACCGUCACCCAGCCUCCCACUCCCACCGGCACCCUUACUCACGAGCCCACCGUUGGUGCCUACACGUUGGUGGGUUGCUGGACGGAAGGUCAAGGCGAUCGCGCUCUGGGCCAGGCAGCUACCCAGGCAGCUGACAUGACCAACGAGGCUUGUGCCGAGUUCUGUUCCGACUACAGGUACUUUGGUACUGAGUAUGGUGAUGAGUGCUACUGUGGAAGCUUCCUUUCCACUUCGAGCGCAACCGCUCCCCUUGCCGAUUGCAACAUGCCCUGCGGUGGUAAUCAGUUUGAGUACUGCGGAGCCAGCAACCGCCUUGAGCUUUACAUCAACGCCAACGUUACUGGCGGAGAGCCUGAACAACCUGCUGCUGCUGGCGACUUUGUGUUUGUCGGCUGCCAGACGGAGGGCAACGGCACCCGUGCCCUGACUGGCGCUGCCACUGCAACAGGCACCAUGUCAGAUGAGGCCUGUGCCGACUUCUGUGCUGACUUUACGUACUUUGGCACCGAAUACGGCAGCGAAUGCUACUGUGGCAAUACCCUGGAUCCUUCAUCUCUAAAGGCUCCGGCGUCUGACUGUAACAUGCUUUGCAGCGGCAACGAGCUCGAGUACUGUGGUGCGGGCAACCGCCUGUCGCUGUACACCAAGAAGCCUACUGAGCUUACUGAGUAG